Hippopotamus amphibius kiboko is the source of this 2547-nucleotide messenger RNA. It is a transcript of the gene TBX18, whose product is annotated as T-box transcription factor 18. The record is from RefSeq and is a predicted model, not a curated record. NCBI's taxonomy places the organism in Eukaryota, Metazoa, Chordata, Mammalia, Artiodactyla, Hippopotamidae. Gene Ontology annotation, cellular component: nucleus. Gene Ontology annotation, biological process: regulation of transcription by RNA polymerase II; morphogenesis of embryonic epithelium; cell fate specification. The coding region runs from base 1 to 1839 and encodes 612 amino acids. Gene Ontology annotation, molecular function: RNA polymerase II cis-regulatory region sequence-specific DNA binding; DNA-binding transcription factor activity, RNA polymerase II-specific. The transcript is spliced from 8 exons.
AUGGCCGAGAAGCGGAGGGGCUCGCCGUGCAGCAUGCUAAGCCUUAAGGCGCACGCCUUUUCCGUGGAGGCACUGAUCGGUGCAGAGAAGCAGCAACAGCUUCAGAAGAAGCGGCGAAAGCUGGGCGCGGAGGAGGCAGCCGGGGCCUUAGAUGAAGGAGGCUGCAGCCGCGGUAGCGGCGCCGGCGAAAAGGGCUCCUCUGAGGGAGACGAAGGCACUGCGCUCCCGCCGCCGGCUGGGGCGGCAUCCGGGCCCACCCGGAGCUGCGCAGACCUGGAGCGGAGCUGCGGCUCCCGCGGAGCUGCUGGCGCCUGUGAGGACGGCUUCCUGCAGGGCACUUCCCCGCUGGCAUCCCCGGGAGGCUCCCCGAAGGCGUCGCCGGCGCCCGCCCUGGCCCGGCCCGGGACCCCGCUGCCCGCGCCGCAGGCCCCGCGGGUGGAUCUGCAGGGAGCUGAGCUCUGGAAGCGCUUUCACGAGAUCGGCACGGAGAUGAUCAUCACCAAGGCGGGCAGGCGCAUGUUUCCAGCAAUGAGAGUGAAGAUAUCAGGAUUAGAUCCUCACCAGCAGUAUUACAUUGCCAUGGAUAUUGUGCCAGUGGACAACAAAAGAUACAGGUAUGUUUACCACAGCUCUAAGUGGAUGGUCGCGGGCAACGCUGACUCCCCUGUGCCACCCCGGGUGUACAUUCACCCGGACUCGCCUGCCUCGGGGGAGACUUGGAUGAGACAAGUGAUCAGUUUCGACAAGCUGAAGCUCACCAACAACGAACUGGACGACCAAGGCCACAUUAUUCUUCAUUCUAUGCACAAAUACCAACCACGAGUCCAUGUCAUCCGUAAAGAUUGUGGGGACGAUCUCUCUCCCAUCAAGGCUGUUCCAUCUGGGGAGGGAGUGAAGGCAUUCUCCUUUCCAGAAACUGUUUUUACCACUGUCACCGCCUAUCAGAACCAGCAGAUUACUCGCCUGAAGAUAGAUAGGAAUCCCUUUGCCAAAGGCUUCCGAGACUCUGGGCGUAACAGAAUGGGUUUGGAAGCCCUUGUGGAGUCAUAUGCAUUCUGGAGACCUUCACUACGGACCCUCACCUUUGAAGAUAUCCCUGGAAUUCCCAAACAAGGAAAUACAGGUUCCUCCACCUUACUCCAAGGUUCUGGGAAUGGCGUUGCAGCCGCUCACCCUCAUCUUCUGUCCGGCUCCCCUUGCUCGUCUCCUGCCUUCCACCUGGGACCCAACACUAGCCAGCUGUGUAGUCUGGCCCCGGCUGACUACUCCGCGUGCGCCCGCUCCAGCCUCACCCUCAACCGAUACAGCACGUCUUUGGCCGAGACCUACAACAGGCUCACCAACCAGACUGGCGAGACCUUCGCCCCGCCCAGGACUCCCUCCUACGUGGGCGUGAGCGGCAGCGCCUCGGUGAAUAUGUCCAUGGGCGGCACGGAUGGGGACACCUUCAGCUGCCCACAGACCAGCUUGUCCAUGCAGAUUUCGGGGAUGUCCCCCCAGCUCCAGUACAUCAUGCCUUCACCCCCCAGCAACGCCUUUGCUGCUAACCAGACCCACCAGGGUUCCUAUAACACGUUCCGGUUACACAGCCCCUGUGCCUUAUAUGGAUAUAACUUCUCCACAUCCCCCAAACUGGCUGCCAGUCCUGAGAAAAUUGUUUCUUCCCAAGGAAGUUUCUUGGGGUCCUCACCGAGUGGGACCAUGACGGAUCGGCAGAUGUUGCCCCCCGUGGAAGGAGUGCACCUGCUUAGCAGUGGGGGUCAGCAGAGUUUCUUUGACUCUAGGACCCUAGGAAGCUUAACUCUCUCAUCAUCUCAAGUGUCUGCACAUAUGGUCUGAUGAAGCCUUUAAGUUAAACUACAUUGGAGUCUGGCUAAUGUAUUUUCUUUCUUCGUUUUCUUUGUCUUUUCUUUUUGGAAAGCAAUAUGAAAAGAAACUUAUCGGUAGCUUGUAAAAUGUACAUAUAAUAGAAAAAGAAGGCUCACUGAGUUUUUUUUGACUUUCUCAUGGCGGGAUUGUAGUUAUCUAUGGUAUAUAUGUGUACUGUAUAUGGCACGUGGAGUUUUGCAGCCUACCAAACCAGAACCUCCCUCUAUUUUUCCCCCAGUUACAAAGAGUAUUGGCAUAAAUGUAGUGUGUUUAACCAAAGGUUUUUAUACUUUUUAAAAAACCAAACAGCAAACUUAAACCUUGGCAAUGACAAUAACCAGACUAAGAUGUUUAACUUAAUUUAUCAGAAAAAUGCUCUACACAGUUUCCUGCCUGAGCCUUGAUAACCAGCAGUAACCAGCACUCAGAGUCUUGUGAUUUCUGUUAUUCUUGGGCACAACGUGAGAACCUAAAGUCAGCAGAAGUCUUAGUAAUAGGACUGAGGUAUCUGUAAUCAUGAAGGAUUGGCUUUUGUGUUCCUGCUGGCUCUUAUUUAUCACAGAUAUUAGGUGACUUUGGUCCUGUAAAAAUUCAUAUCUGUAAUAAUUACUUUCUGAAGGAAAAUGGAGAGGCUUAUGAUUUUUUCACUUUCCAUUGGACAUGUAAGAGGUAUUUAUU